This is a messenger RNA of Melampsora larici-populina 98AG31, 1050 nucleotides long. RefSeq lists its product as uncharacterized. Lineage: Eukaryota; Fungi; Basidiomycota; Pucciniomycetes; Pucciniales; Melampsoraceae. The coding region runs from base 1 to 1050 and encodes 349 amino acids. The transcript is spliced from 4 exons. The record is from RefSeq and is a predicted model, not a curated record.
AUGAAACUCUACCAUAGAAUGGAAGGACCCCUUGCCCGCGAGCCUAACUUGUACACAAACUUCCAAACUUAUAGCGAUGUAGCUACCACAACUAAAACCACAAGUGAGGCCUACUCCCUUACCCAAACACCACUUGGCAUACCGCACUGUCCAACCGCCACGACCAGCCCAGAAGGCAACCAAUAUUCCAAAAAACUAGAGCCCCUCAGCGAGGAAGAAGUCACCCGCUACUUUCCUAUCUUCAAGCGGUUAGUCAAUAUGAAUAAAGUAGCUGGGGAUUUACACGAAGGUCGCCUUUGGAGGCACAGUAACAAAACCGGAAGUUGCAGUCGCGAGCAGCUCAUGAAGUCCAAAAUAAGGAAGGUAGUAAGACAGCUUCAUUUCCUGAAUACCCAAUUCAACCUCGAGUUCCACCUACUGGCAGCUUGUUGGAAUCCAGCAGCCUCCACUAGCAAUGCUCUGUUCCAGGACAAACAUACAUCAUGUGAACAAUGGGUUCAUCUACAAAAGAAGACACAUCUUUUGGAGCGGUUUACCUUUGAGUCAACCAAAGCACCACACCACCUAAGACCAAAACAAGACCAGCCCAGACUUAUGUCCGAGGCUGCUGCCAGGCAAGCGGCUCAACGAGCUGAGCUUGCGCAAGCACUCAACACUUUGAUCACCAUGUCGCUCGUCACCUUUGCAGCUCCAUUCUUACCUGGAGGUCCUGUAGGCAGGGGUGAUGCACACCCCAAGACUGCCAACUUAAAGGCAGCUUUUGAAAAGAAGACCUUCCCCGGAUCAAUCAAUCUAAUGUUCCAUCGGACCCCUGAUAGCCAAGUUGAUGAUGUCAUGCCUAUAAGUAAAGGUCCCAACAUGCUCACCAACAACGAAGUGCAGCUGUGGCUUGAAGACAUCAAUUCCAAGCGAUACACCCUAUUCAAGGUCACUGGUAAAAAAGGAGAGGCCAAAAAUCGGAAGUACAAAGGGGACGCUGGGCUGACCAAAGAAGAACUAGGUCUUGAAGAUUCUCUUUUGAAUCAAAAAGAAUCUAUUUUAUGUCCAUGA